AUGCACAAAUCUACUUUCUUCAACGAACAUCAUAAUAUGGUCACUAAUGAUCCAUAUUCUGUACCUUUUCAUCCAUCUGUUUAUUACAAACAAACUUUUGAUAUCUCAUUUCCUCAUCAUCAACAAUCUCAACAUUCUCUUUAUUCUACUGGUCAUCAUAAUAAUCUCAAUCAUCAUGUUGGUCAAGUUUAUACCACCGAAAGUUAUCCUCCUGCUUUCUUACCUACAACUUCUAGUGGCAACUCUUCUUCUGACUCUAGUCCUAUCGCUAGUCCUUCUUUGUUACCAAGACGUGUUCCCUCUUCUGGUGGUUUAAGUGAACAAUUUAUAGCUUCUAUUCGUAGUAAUCGUAAUUCUAUCUUGUUAGAUCCCAUCGUUGAAGAAGAAUUACCAUCUACUCAUAAUUAUUUUAUUAAUAAUAUUCCAUGA
This is a messenger RNA of Dentiscutata erythropus, 429 nucleotides long. Lineage: Eukaryota; Fungi; Glomeromycota; Glomeromycetes; Diversisporales; Gigasporaceae. The record is from the annotation of a GenBank genome assembly.